Molecule: messenger RNA, 4412 nt
Organism: Nyctereutes procyonoides (raccoon dog)
Lineage: Eukaryota; Metazoa; Chordata; Mammalia; Carnivora; Canidae
Gene: SLC6A4
Product: solute carrier family 6 member 4
Exons: 14
Coding region: 212-2104 (630 amino acids)
Biological process (GO): sodium ion transmembrane transport; serotonin uptake
Cellular component (GO): neuron projection; plasma membrane
Molecular function (GO): serotonin:sodium:chloride symporter activity; serotonin binding
Source: RefSeq, a predicted model, not a curated record
CCAGCUCCGCACAGGCAGCCGCGCCCCCGGGCCUCGAGGGCGCGAGGGUCGCCCCACCUCGGAGCGCCGCGGACCAGCCUCCGCACGGACUCCCGGCAGAGCUGUCGAUCCCAUUGAAAUAAAGCUCCGAGGAGAUCUAUAGAUCUGAGCCCUGAGAAUUCAGUUUGGAUCCUCAGCAGAUGGGUGUCAGUAUCAUCUCCUAGCCAGCAGGAUGGAAACCACAGCCUUAAAUUCCCAGAAGGAGCUAUCAGCAUGUAAGGAUAAAGAAGACUGUCAGGAAAAUGGAGUUCUACAGCAGGGUGUCCCUGUCCCUGAGGAUAAGGUGGAGUCUGGCCAAAUCUCCAGUGGGUACUCAGCAGUUCCAAGCCCUGGUGCAGGAGAUGACCCUCAGCACUCCAUUCCGGCUGCUACCACAGCCCUAGUGGCCGAAGUUCAUCAAGGGGAACGAGAGGCCUGGGGCAAGAAGAUGGAUUUCCUCCUGUCGGUCAUUGGCUAUGCCGUGGACCUGGGCAACGUCUGGCGCUUCCCCUACAUAUGUUACCAGAAUGGAGGGGGGGCAUUCCUCCUCCCCUACACUAUCAUGGCCAUUUUUGGGGGGAUCCCGCUGUUCUACAUGGAGCUCGCGCUGGGCCAGUACCACCGAAAUGGAUGCAUUUCAAUAUGGAGGAAAAUCUGCCCGAUUUUCAAAGGGAUCGGUUAUGCCAUCUGCAUCAUUGCUUUCUACAUUGCCUCCUACUACAAUACCAUCAUGGCCUGGGCACUCUACUACCUCAUUUCGUCCUUCACGGACCAGCUGCCCUGGACCAGCUGCAAGAACUCCUGGAACACUGGCAACUGCACCAACUACUUCUCCGGGGACAACAUCACCUGGACGCCCCACUCAACGUCCCCUGCAGAAGAAUUUUACAUGCGCCACGUCCUGCAGCUCCAUCGGUCUAAUGGACUUCAGGACCUGGGCGGCAUCAGCUGGCAGCUCACCCUCUGCAUCAUGCUGAUCUUUGCUGUUAUCUACUUUAGUAUCUGGAAAGGUGUCAAAACAUCAGGCAAGGUGGUAUGGGUGACAGCCACCUUCCCUUAUAUCAUCCUUUCUAUCCUGCUGGUAAGGGGGGCCACCCUCCCCGGAGCCUGGAGGGGUGUUCUCUUCUACUUGAAACCCAACUGGCAGAAACUCCUGGAGACAGGGGUGUGGGUGGAUGCUGCUGCUCAGAUCUUCUUCUCUCUUGGUCCUGGCUUUGGGGUUUUACUGGCUUUUGCUAGCUACAACAAAUUCAACAACAAUUGUUACCAAGACGCCCUGGUGACCAGUGUGGUGAACUGUAUGACGAGUUUCGUGUCAGGAUUUGUCAUCUUCACAGUGCUCGGAUAUAUGGCUGAGAUGAGGAACGAAGAUGUGUCUGAGGUGGCCAAAGAUGCAGGCCCCAGCCUCCUCUUCAUCACAUAUGCAGAAGCCAUAGCCAACAUGCCAGCAUCCACUUUCUUUGCUAUCAUCUUCUUCCUGAUGUUGAUCACACUGGGCCUGGACAGCACUUUUGCAGGCUUGGAGGGGGUGAUCACAGCUGUGCUAGAUGAGUUUCCACACAUCUGGUCCAAGCGCCGGGAGUGGUUUGUGCUUUGUGUGGUCAUUACCUGCUUCUUUGGAUCCCUAGUCACCCUGACCUUUGGUGGGGCAUACGUGGUGAAGCUGCUGGAGGAGUAUGCCACAGGGCCCGCAGUGCUCACCGUUGCACUUAUAGAGGCAGUUGCCGUGUAUUGGUUUUAUGGCAUCACUCAGUUCUGCAGUGACGUGAAGGAAAUGCUUGGCUUCAGCCCUGGAUGGUUCUGGAAGAUCUGCUGGGUAGCCAUCAGCCCUCUGUUUCUCCUGUUCAUCAUUUGUAGUUUUUUGAUGAGCCCGCCACAGCUACGACUUUUCCAAUAUAAUUAUCCACAGUGGAGUAUCAUCCUGGGUUACUGCAUAGGAACCUCAUCUUUCAUCUGCAUCCCCACAUAUAUAACUUAUCGGCUGGUCACCACUCCAGGGACAUUUAAAGAGCGUAUUAUUAGAGGCAUUACUCCAGAAACUGCGACAGAAAUUCCCUAUGGGGACAUCCAUUUGAAUGCCAUAUAACAUGCUUCAGUGAGAGAAAGUGGCUUCCUAACAAUCUCUUCCUCUGGUUCUGACAAGUCAUGCCUCGCCUUCACCCCUCUAAGUGAAUGAGUUUCCAGCUACCCCUGACAAUGGAAGGGACUUCUCAUGGAGAGAUGGUCCCAGAAGACUAUGGGUGCCCAGACUCUUAUGGCCUCCAAUGACUUGUUUCUCUGAAAUCUCUUGGACAUAUCACCAUGUUAGCUCUAUGACAUAGCUAAACUGAACUAUUUUAGAUGUGUGAGGCUGUGUAUGGAGGUCAUGAAAGCCACCACCUAAUCAGGAUUAGGUUUAGAAUCAAGUUUGUAAAAGUCUCCUGCAUCAUUUCUUGUUAUGAUCAUUGGUAUCUGGCAUCCAUUUGCUUCUAAAAGUUUCACUGUUCAUAAAUGCAUAAACCAUGUAGAAGAAAACAGGGAUGCUGUUUUGCUAGCCAUAUAUUUUCUGAGUAGCAUAGAAUUCUAUAGCUGGAAUCUACUAGAACCCUGUAACAACCCAUGUGCUGCUGUGGAGUCAGGAAGAUGUAGAAACUAAAUGGAAAUAAUGUAUACAUGUGAGCCUGUGUAUAUGCUGUUGUUUCAGUGGAUCCUUAUCUCUAUUCUAAUACUUUGGGCCCAUUACAAACUAUAUGAAUUUGCUCUGAUUUUUCUUACAUUAACAAAUGUGUAUGUAUGUUAUUAUAAGGGUAUAACUACUACAACAUGCUCUGCCACCUUCUUUUCCAGUGACAUUGCGUUAGCACACACCUUCCUUUAUGGGCCAGUGUCUAGCAUUGCUGCACUUCAUUGCUAUCUUCCUGUCUCUGCCAGCUAAACAUUCAGGAUAAUGUUCCACAGGCAAAUAUGGCCUAUUUCAUUAGGGACUGUGGCUUGGCCAUAAACUGCUUUGUGGAAGGAUACUGACAAAUGCAUCUUCAAUGUUCAGUUGACUAUCUGGUUUAAGCUCUGUUUCAAAUGACUGGGUUUGACUGCUCAGGUUACUCUGCUUUGGGAAGAAAAGUUAAAUCCAAUUCUUGCUUAUAGGGCAUAGGUCUGGCACCCUGACCUUAACCAAGGUCACCCUCAAUCCAGAAGUGAUUGGAGACUCUAGCCUUAAGUGGAAUUCCCCCAACCCUUCCUGGUUGGUCACCAGGAUUGUGAGCCCUCCAGAUAAUAUUCAGGAUUGAGUCGAAACUAAGUAAGGCUAAUUGGAAAAGGGUCAGUUAAGUGAAUAAUAACCUUGCAUCCCACACAAAGCCUUUGAUACAAAUCAAGUAAAUUUGACCUUUGGUGGCUUGUGACUUUCAAAUGCAUGAGUGAAGAAUUUAUCUUGUAGUAUAAAAUUCCUCACCAAAAUCUUUUUUUUUUCCUCACCAAAAUCUUAAAGCGGAUAAAGCCUAGUCAAUGAUAAAAGGACUCAGUCAUCUAACCCCAUAUAAUUUCAGUCCUCUAUAUAUAUUGAAUUUAAUUCUAACAGCCUUAUAGAAAGAAGACUCGUAUAGCAGAGGCUUGGUUUUAUCCAAUUAUAGAUCUUCCUCUCUUGGUUUCUUUCACCAACAAUCUGCCCCAGCCAUUUCCUUGUAUUUCCCCUAUAUCCUUCUAUUUCUGAUUCUUUGCUUCUCUCAGCAGGAUAUUUUCCUUAUAGAUGUGUGCUGCUGAGAAGUUUCCCAAAAUAUUAGAGGAAAAGAAGAGGGGUUAAAAAAAAUGUCCCUCACUGACCUACCUUCAUUAUCUUCACUCUUUCAUUCCUUCACGCUACCUUGUUUUCAUUCUCUUUUCUUCCUAGCACGCUGAAAGGAGAGGGGUUGUAUAAGUGGCAGCAUAUUCAGUGGUAAAUAGCUUUGCAAAUUUUAAGAAUUACUUUAUAAAGAUAUUCGGAUAUGAAUUCUUUCCAUUCCACACACACUUACACAUGCUCCAAAGAUAUUAUUUCUUAAAAGCACUUUUUCAAAGAGAGUUAAAGUUUUGCUGAGACAGGUGUUGAGGGAAUUCUAUAGGUGUUUUGAAAAGUUUUCAGACUUCACUGGACUUAAAAAAAAAAACAAAACCAAAAUCUCUGUUCUGCACAGUUUGCAUUUACUUGAUCCCUAUUUAUCAGUAUUACUAUGGAUUUUUUUUAUAGAUUUUUUUUAAAGGAAAACUUAGAAGUAGGUAGAUGGACUUUAAAACAAUCUUUUAAAGACCUUUUACACCUAAUGUAGUAUAUACACAAAAGUAAAAAAAAAUAAAAAUGGAAUUGAAUUGUAAAGUUAAGUACUGAAGUGAAUUUUUUUUUCUGUGAUUUUAUUAGUAAGAAAUAGGCAAGACACAAGAUA